AUGACAACUCAAGAUCCUGGUCCAUUACCACCCAUGUCGUCUUCUAUCAAUUGCAAAGCAGAGAGUGAGAUGUCUUUAUCUCCGUCGAGACCAUCGAGGUAUGGAACUUCCUGUGUGGGAUGUAGGAGGCGAAAGCAGAAGUGUGACGCUCAAAUGCCUUCUUGUUCCAGGUGCCUCAAGCUCAAGGAAGAUUGUGUUUAUGAGAGUAAUAGAUUAUCUAACCCAGGAAGUAAUACACGAAAUCAACCUUCAUCUUUACUCGUUCCACUGGUUACGAAAACAUAUCAAUUUCUUCGAGACAUCGCAGCGGAGACACAUGAUGAACCAGCAUCAGUCACACGAGCUAGGAUCAGAAAUUACAUAGAAGCAAAUCCUCUUCCUAGCUUCAUCCAACCCUCAGGACCUGACUCUGCUCGAUCACCUACGAAUCCUUUACCUACGACGGACAGUGGGGAGGUGAUGGAAGAUGAGAGUCAUUCAGAGGUUGAUGAAUUACUCAUGCACAUGUCACUCGCUGAUGAUGGUGAGAAUGGUCAUUUCGGUAUGACGUCUUUAUUCUGGAGGCCACCCAGUGCCAAUGUUUUGGAACGUAUGCAAAGACGAUUGUCAGAAACAAACAAUCGGACUUCCCGGACACCACUCAAUGAGGAGAUUAAAGCUUUAUGGAGAGAACGUGAUAGGAACACUUGGGAAGUUUGGGCAACAGAUGAGAAUGGUAUGGCCAUCGAUGAGGAUGCGGAUAUUUUGAAGGCGAACGCGUCUUUACUGAAUGGGUGGGAGAGUCUGGCCUAUACCAAAUUGGAACUUGAUUCAGACCCUGCAACGGCUCAAAUGAUUGUGCAUUUACUCAAAGUGUAUUUCUGCUGGCGUGAUAUGGCUCUUGGAGGACCUUACUUCAGUCCCUUCUUACUCAACGCUAUCUGCGCAUUGGCCGCUGGUUUCUCAGAUACAGCAGCAGGGCAUGCGUCCUCCAGCGACGGAUCUUUCACCCCUACCACUGCCAGUCAAGAUUUCCUUGCCAAGGCCAAACUUUUGCUGGCGUCAGAAAUGGACGGACCCUCCAAGGUUCCCACCAUCCAGGGAUUACUUUUGUUGGCCGUGAGAGAAUGCGCAUUUGGGAAUCUUGCUCAAGGUUGGCUUUACACUGGAAUGGUUCACUCAAUGAUGAGGGAUUUGGGAAUUCACCUCGAUUGUAAUCGACUGCCCAUCUUUGGUUUCGGAACUCUCACCGCCGAAGAUAGAGAGAUUCGUCGACGAUUAUUCUGGUCGACAUACACCUGGGAUAAGAUUGUGUCAUUAGCAUUGGGCAGAACACCCACUUUCAAUGCAUGGCAAAACGUCUCUCCUGGACCUAUUGUCGAUGAUACCGAAGAUGACGACCUGUGGCAGCCGUACUUUAUGAACGACCAUAUUCCCAAUGGCAUGCUUCCCUACCCUGCGCAGAAAUCGCACAUGACCCUCACUUCUAGGCACUUUGCCAAGUUAUGCGAGAUCAUGUGUAAGAUAGUAAUGCGUCUCUACGAUGGUAGACCACAAAGGAUGCGAAAUGCACCUUUCGUCUUGCGUAUGCGAGAACGACUUUUGACGUGGUUUGAAGGUCUUCCCCUUGCUAUCAAACUCGAAGUAGAUCAUUUACCUGAGGUCUGCCCGCCGCCACAUAUCUUCACCAUCAAUGCCCUGUACCGUGCUGCUUGGAUCUUGCUAUAUCGAUUGUUCCUCCCCAAUUCCAUCGUCAUUCGGAUGCAAUCACAAACUGCCAUCUAUGAAGAAGCUUCAAGUGCAUGUACUCAGAUGGCAGAGGAGUUACACCAACUUUUCCAACUUCAUUCCAAGACAUUCAAAUUGAGAAAUAUGAACUAUAUGCUUCUUUGGUCCAUGUACUCCGCAGCUACCAUCAACGCCAUCGACUUCCAAUCGCCAAAUCCUCUCGUAUCCACCGCUGCUAGUCCUCGACUCGGUCUUUCACUGCACGUUCUUGAACGUGGAAGUCUGCAAAGUCCUGGAACUAAGAGGUCAAUUGAAAUCAUCAAGCAACGUCUCAGAACGCCUUUCAAUCGACCGGAGAAACGUGCUGCUACUAACGAACCUACCGAACGUGGUCGUCGACCAAUGUUACCUCCCACAGCGGAAGUAACGUCCACGGAAAGUAAACACCUUCUGAUGGAUCAGCCUGACACGAUAUCAGCGUCGGUUGCUGAUUGGCCCUCGACAAUCUCGUUAUCCUCAGCUUCCGAUUCUUUCGAUUUCUCAGCUGUCUUCCCUGAUGACCGCCAGCCUGUGAGAGUUCCGGAUAUCACGGACAAUCGGAUGGAUCUGUUACAGGGUAUGAUGGCGAUACCACCCACUGGUGGUAACUCUUAUUCUUCGUAUCCCGAAUGGCCACCUGAGUGGACACCCCAAUGGUGGAAUGCUUAGCAUAGUGGACACGGCAAUGGUGGAACGCGUAGAAUUGUGAAAAGUCGACGAGGUAGGGGACUAUUACGAUCUUGUUGUGAUCUGUAAUGAUGAGGUUUGAUCUAGUCAACAAUUGGGUUUGUGGUUCAAUAUUAUAACAAUAGGGUAAUCAGUGUAUGCAUACAACUUGGGAGUCU
Molecule: messenger RNA, 2591 nt
Organism: Tremella mesenterica DSM 1558
Lineage: Eukaryota; Fungi; Basidiomycota; Tremellomycetes; Tremellales; Tremellaceae
Exons: 15
Coding region: 1-2415 (804 amino acids)
Biological process (GO): DNA-templated transcription; regulation of DNA-templated transcription
Molecular function (GO): zinc ion binding; DNA-binding transcription factor activity, RNA polymerase II-specific; DNA binding
Source: RefSeq, a predicted model, not a curated record